This is a messenger RNA of Plenodomus lingam JN3, 156 nucleotides long. The record is from RefSeq and is a predicted model, not a curated record. NCBI's taxonomy places the organism in Eukaryota, Fungi, Ascomycota, Dothideomycetes, Pleosporales, Leptosphaeriaceae.
AUGAAUCCCAGCCUCCCCCUCCCCCCACUCUACGGCAUCGACAUUCCAUAUGUCUUCGAGUGUUGUCACUACUUCUUGAUAGAUAUGGAUUACGCCCUUAACAUUCCCAGUUCUAUGACGCAUAGCAUCGCAUUUGAAGCUGAAUUGAGCAGCUAG